GCCGAGUCUAGGUAGCGCCGCUCGGCAACGAACAUAAACAUUUGCGGGCUGGUUUGCAUCUGUGAACUUCAAUGUGAACUUGGAUUUGCGAAUGCAUUUGACAGGCACUUACAGUUAAUAUCACUAACCACCAAAUUGUCACAACACAACAAAAUCGAUUAGUCCCUCAGUACUUACCAGACGAAGCAAAAAUAUAUUACCGAACUCGAAAGUCUAAUAACCGAAAAUGGCAUCUGCAUUUGAAUCGUCCUUGUCGGCAAGCCUCAGCGGCCGGCAAACGAUGUCGGCGACGGCUCCCUCCAUGGCAGACUCUCUCCCCAGUAUCAAUUUCGGCUUCGACGAGCUGCGCGACCGCAUGGCCAAGUUCAGCGCGAAAUUCGACGCCUUCAUCGAGCAGGGGCGAAAGCGCGUCCUCGAAGAGCGCAAUCAGUUCCGAAUGAACGUUGCCGAAUUGCAAGAGGACCAGCGCAUGAAGAAGAAGGACAUGGAAAUCCUCCAGCAUAAGACCAACACGCACCAGCAGAUGAUAUCAAAAGAAGCCGCCGAGACGCGGGAGAUGCAGGCAGCAAUCGCCUCGCUAACCGAGCAACGGGACCGAAACAAACGCUCGCGGGACGCCCUGCAGCAGCAGAUCGCCGAGACGCAGAAGGAAAUCGAAGCGCGGCUGGCGGCGCAGCAGGCGCACGCGCAGUACAUAGAAUCGCAGUCGCGGUUCAACGUGCCGGAGCUGGACUUCUGGAUGCAGAACCUGUGUCUGAAGAUCGAGGGGGCGGGGCAGACAGACCGCCUGCGCUUCGUAUAUACGCAUGUCGACGAGAAGGACUGGGAUCGCGAGGCCUGGUUCGAACUGAGUACUUCGUCUCGCGACUACGACGUCCGCCAUUGCAGGCCGAAGCUCGAGCGCGAGAAGGUCGAUCGUGUGCUCGAGAGGGUUAACGAGACGAGGGAUUUGGCGGUGCUAUUAAAGGGCAUGAGGGAGCUGUUUGUUGAGGCCAUGCAGUCUUGAAGUCAUUGCUCUUCACGUAUGGUUUUAUUACUUGUGGUGGCGUCUGGAGUCGGAUGUUGCGUUAGUUGCGUUAGUUGCUAUGGGAUCUUGAUAUGUUGUUGGGUAUAUUAUGUAUAUUAUGACUGGUUACCUAGGCAUAAAAAGAAUGCCUUACUCUCUUUAACUGGAAAAGGGGUAGUUUAUGAAUAAUGCCUAAUGAACACAUGUAUUUCGAAAGGGAUCUAAUAUGAAGUACCUUUAAGAGCUUCGAAGGUUGUUUGUGGCUUCAUGCAUUUAUCUUGAUC
This is a messenger RNA of Daldinia decipiens, 1290 nucleotides long. RefSeq names its product chromosome segregation protein Spc25-domain-containing protein. Bases 227 to 1006 code for a protein of 259 amino acids. Gene Ontology annotation, cellular component: Ndc80 complex. The record is from RefSeq and is a predicted model, not a curated record. NCBI's taxonomy places the organism in Eukaryota, Fungi, Ascomycota, Sordariomycetes, Xylariales, Hypoxylaceae. The transcript is spliced from 2 exons. Gene Ontology annotation, biological process: chromosome segregation.